Molecule: messenger RNA, 2319 nt
Organism: Condylostylus longicornis
Lineage: Eukaryota; Metazoa; Arthropoda; Insecta; Diptera; Dolichopodidae
Product: bromodomain-containing protein DDB_G0270170-like
Exons: 1
Coding region: 1-2319 (772 amino acids)
Source: RefSeq, a predicted model, not a curated record
AUGUUGGUUUUGCAGAUAUCAGCUGGAUGUAUAAUUCUGGUAAUUAUAUGCACAUUAGGUUUUCAUGUUAUUGUUACAACAGCAACAACUGCCAAAAUAGAGACAACUGAAAAAUUAAUAGAUUCAACUGAGGAAAAUGAAAAACAGCAUGAGGUUCUUGAAAAAGCUGAAUCGAAAGAUAAUAAAGCUGAAAUAAUUAAACAUAUUCAACGUGUUAAUAAUGAUGGAACUUAUACUGUUGGUUAUGAAGCCGAUGAUGGAACUUUUAAAAUUGAGAGCCGCGAUGUUUUAGGGAAUGUCAAGGGAACUUUUGGAUAUAUAGAUUCUAAUGGUGAAAUUAAAAGAGUUUCAUAUACAGCAAAUAAUGGCACCGGUUUGAAAAACAAUCCACAGACAUCAUCUGAAGAGAUCCGUGAGAAUCCAAAAUUCAAUCGCACCUUAUUGAGUUCAACUACAAGACGACCAUCAUAUCCUACAUCAUCAUCGCCUGCAACAGCAUCUACACGAGGCACAGUUAUACAAACAAUACCGAGACGUUUAAGAAUAUUAACCUCAUCUAGUACAUCUGAAAAACCUUAUAAAGAAUAUUCACCUUCGUCUUCACCAGUUGUUACUGGAGCAUCAAAAGCGAAAGGAAAUGAUCCCUCUAGUACUAUUGGUACUGUUGUUUAUGCAACUUCAGUUCCAACUAGUAAGUCUUAUGUUAACAUAAGACCAACUCCUUUACCUGGAACAAAUAUACGACAACAAUUAUCAGAACAGCAAAUAUCUAGACCGGAAAAACUUGAAAUAGAUCAUCAUGUAUCACAAGUACAAAUUUCAACUAAUCGAGAAAUUUCAACAUCUAAACCGGUAACGGAGGAUGUGGAUGAAAAAGAUGAAGAAAAACUAAUUAUACGUGGUAACACACUACGAAGACAAUUGAGUCAAGAUGCUGACUCAAAUCUUUUGUAUGGUCCAUCAAGCGCUUCUAUUAGAAAUUUGCCAUCAGGAUUAUCUUCUGGGCAAAAGAUUCCGGCUUUAGUAUUAGCAGCUAGACAAAGAGCCUCCCAAAUACAAAGUACUAUUAAUUCACACGCCGAAAAGUCUUACUCUAAGCAAAAUGAAAAAACAAGUUCGAAUGCUGCAGAUGAGCCGACCACACAAUCAACUUCUGAACAUACAUAUCUAACACAAAGUCCUGUUCAAGAUCAAAUUCCAGCGAAUAAAUUAAUCCACCAAAAUUCUGAACAAGAAAAUAGAGUUUUAAGGAAAUCUGAACAUCGGCCACCCCAAUUUGUGCGAGUGCAAGGUUCACCCAAUGGAAGGCCUAAUGCUCCUCAAUUUGUUCGAAUACCCUUACCACAAAGUGGACAUGAAAGUGAACAAUAUCUAAGAGAAACAACACAAGUAUCUUCAAAACCGGAAAUUGUUGGAGAGCCAGAUCCAGUUGGAGUUGGACAAGUGCCUCAACAUUUAUAUUAUCGGAGACCUCAAGGUCCUGGACCGCAAAAUUUUUAUUAUCCUUCUCCACCAGUUCAGCAAAUGCCUCAACAGCAGCAGCCGCUUCCUCCGCCAAAUGGUCCACCGCCAAAUCAACCUGCUCAACCACAAGAUCAAAUGACAGGAUUUUAUCCACAAGCUUCACCUGUACCAUACUACUAUAGAGGCGGACCAGUGCCAAUACCUGGGCCAUAUCAGUAUUAUGGCGGAUAUCCAGAACGACCAUUAACAACAAGAGAUUUCGAAAGACUAUUGCAAUUACUAAUUCUUCGACACCAAUAUCUCCAAAGAAUAUCAGGUCCCUAUGGUCCAUAUGAUCCUUAUUAUGGUGGUUAUCAAUUUUCAAGAGCUGCUAUUCCACCUCCUGUUUAUGGCCCGUAUGAUGGCAGAUUUCCAUACAGGCCAUUACCGAUUCCACCAUAUUUAGAACAUGAAAAUAUGUAUCAAGCACAAAAUCAAAUACCACAUCAAUCUGAAGGCGGACCGCAAACACCAUACGAUUUGCAACGUUUAAUGCCAAGAAAAAAACAAUAUACACCUAGAUACUUCGGAUUACAAAGUAAUCAAAUAGAUGAUUUUGAAACGGGACCAGCACAAAAUUCCCCAACAGAAACAAAUUAUUUACCAUCUGACGUAAGAGAAGAACUUUUAUAUAGAAUGCUAAUGCUUGCUUUACAAUCAGAACAAAGUGCAACAAAUGCGGUCGUAACAAAUCCUGCUGUUUCAAAUUCAUUAACAGAUUCUGACACAACUUCAACUACAACGAAAAGCACUGCACCAUUAUCAUCUUAUAGGAAACCAGUAAGAAGUGUUCAGAUUUUAGGUGAAGAAAAUUAG